ACGAGAUAAUUUUUAAAAUGAAACUCCUGACUGCUUUGUGUUUGGCGGUUGCGUGUCUGGUGCAGGCAGAGGGCGCGCGGGAGAAGGUUCUCCUGCACUAUCAUGAGAAUGUCGGCAUCCAGCGCGCUACGGAGAUCAAACAGGCCGAGCUGGCGGCUGACUUCGACGGCAGCAGAAUUGUAGGCGGUUCUGCAGCUGCACUCGGACAGUAUCCCUUCAUGGGCGGUCUGGUCAUCACUCUCACCAACGGACUGACGUCAGUAUGCGGGUCCACUUUAAUCUCGAACACGAGGCUGGUAACCGCCGCCCACUGCUGGUUUGACGGUCGCAACCAGGCGCGUCAGUUCACUGUCGUCCUCGGAUCAGUCAGACUGUUCUUCGGCGGCACUCGCAUAAACACGAAUAGAGUGGAGAUGCACGGCAGCUGGAACCCUUCCACAGUCAACAAUGAUAUCGCCAUUAUUAUCAUCAAUUCUGUGAGCUUCAACAACAACAUCAACAGCAUUGGACUCGCGUCUGGCAACAAUGACUUCGCCGGUCAGUGGGCGCAGGCUGCCGGCUUCGGUGCUACCAGAGAUGGAGGUAGUGUAGGCAUCACGCAGACCCUGGCGCACGCUCGUGUUCAGGUUAUCACGAAUGCUGCGUGCCAGCAGGUCUACGGGCCACAAGUCAUCAUUGCUUCGACCCUCUGCAUCAGCGGUGCUGGCGGUGUCAGCACAUGCCACGGAGACUCCGGCGGCCCACUCGUCGCCAACAACCAGCUGAUCGGUGUGACAUCAUUCGGAUCAGACACCGGCUGCCAGCGCAACCUGCCCGCCGGCUUCGCUCGUGUCACCUCCUUCAACUCCUGGAUCCGGGCCCGCAUGUAAACGUAUCUGGUUAAUCGGAAUAAAUAAAAGUUUAUUUUUCUAUAA
Messenger RNA from Papilio xuthus (Asian swallowtail), 914 nucleotides. Its product is annotated as collagenase-like. Bases 18 to 869 code for a protein of 283 amino acids. The record is from RefSeq and is a predicted model, not a curated record. The transcript has 5 exons. Gene Ontology annotation, biological process: proteolysis. Lineage: Eukaryota; Metazoa; Arthropoda; Insecta; Lepidoptera; Papilionidae. Gene Ontology annotation, molecular function: serine-type endopeptidase activity.